AUGCAUUUUCCAGCAGGUCUUCCUGUUACUAUCAUGACUCUCGCCCUCGCGCUCCCUAUGGUUGCUGCGUCCAACGUGACGGACACCAGCAGCUCCCGGAGGCACUUGUCGAGCGUUAUCUUUCAGGUCUUAGAGUCUAUCAGGCUCCAAGACCCAGAUAUCCUACCACUAGCCACUAUUUACAAAGCAACCGAGAACUCUCAUCCUUCUUCACCUGCCAUGAUGACAGCGUGGCGAACUAUCACCGAGGUUGAAGCGCCUGCCAUGCUUGCGAUCGACACCGUGCAGAAUUCAGUGUACUUUAUCUCAGCCAUCAGUGAAGGAAGUAGAUCCAGAUCAAUUCUCCGCGGUCGAAUCCAAGUGGUUGAUUGGCUUAUUACUGAGCUGGAGCUAUUUAUCAACCGCUCCCGUGGUGACGACGGCUUCGCUUUCUCAGUCGAGGAGCUCUAUGCCAACUAUCAGACACUCAUGUCACUACCAGCCGGACAGAAAAAAAGCAAAUCGAGAAACAUUAGAGGCUCUGGGAAAGGCGCUUUCACCGAAGUAGGAUGGAAGGUUUUCGAUACUGGGACCUAUGGGAACGGCUCCACCAACCCGCUUGGGUGUAGUUGGGACUCAACAAGGCCAUAUGAUCCAGAUGCAAGAGCCAAUCUUGUUAUCGAUGAGGAGUUAGGAUUCGUCGUUUCUAGCGGCAUGGUCCAGGGCAAAGUCUAUCCGUACUACGGUAAUAUUUCUACCUUUAUCCCUGAUUCCAUGCACACGCAGCAGGACGCCCAGGAGGUCUGGAUAAAUACAGUAAAGGGACAAAGGAACGUAUCCCUGUUGUCCCCUACUGAAGCUACCGGUGAAAACAUGGAGGUUGUUCAGUACUACAACGAUGAGCUUCAGGCCCUUCAGUUGAAUGUCUUUCUUACCGGUCCGAAUAUGACGUCCGCUUGGUUAUGA
Messenger RNA from Aspergillus piperis CBS 112811, 945 nucleotides. RefSeq lists its product as uncharacterized. The coding region runs from base 1 to 945 and encodes 314 amino acids. The record is from RefSeq and is a predicted model, not a curated record. The transcript is spliced from 2 exons. NCBI's taxonomy places the organism in Eukaryota, Fungi, Ascomycota, Eurotiomycetes, Eurotiales, Aspergillaceae.